AUGCGAUUCGGAAAACGAGGGAAGCUAAGCCCUCGAUAUAUUGGACCUUUCGAAAUUCUCAAUCGAAUCGGUACUCAAGCCUAUCGCCUUGCCCUACCACCACAUCUAUCUGGAAUACACAAUGUCUUUCACGUAUCCAUGCUCCGAAAAUACCUUCCUAACCCCGACCACGUCCUUGAAUUCGAACCUAUAGACUUAUCCCCAAACCUAUCUUUUAUCGAAGAACCCGUUAAAAUCUUAGACCGAAAGGUUAAGAAACUCCGAAAUAAAGAAAUCCGCCUUAUCAAAAUUCUUUGGAAAAACCAUUCUCCGGACGAGGCAACGUGGGAACUCGAGGAUGAGAUUGAGAGUCGGUACCCGAACAUAAUAAAGAAAGUUUAA
Molecule: messenger RNA, 381 nt
Organism: Erythranthe guttata (spotted monkey flower)
Lineage: Eukaryota; Viridiplantae; Streptophyta; Magnoliopsida; Lamiales; Phrymaceae
Source: RefSeq, a predicted model, not a curated record